AUGACAUCGACACUGUACAAUAAGAUUGGACUUAUACCCAAACAGAAACCGAUUAGAGUAAUGAUAAUGGGACAACCAGGCGUAGGGAAAACUGCGCUAUUGGUGCGAUUCGUGACGAAAAAGUUCAUUGGUGAUUACGACCCCAACCUAGAAAAAAUGUACACAUACCAAGUGUCCAUGGAAUCGGAAAUGGUUAACUUCGAGAUAUUGGACACAGCUGGAUACGUACAAGACAAAUCUUGCAACUUGGAAAUGAACAUGCGCUGGGCAGACGUGUUCAUACUGGUAUACUCCAUUACGGAUAAAUGUUCGUUUGACGAUUGCAGUAGGCUCAAGUUUUUGAUUAACUACAAUAAAAAGAAACGUCGUCUCUCCACCAAAAUGGGUAGAUGCCGGAAAAAAAUUGGUGGACGAACAUACAAAAAUUUUUCUGAUCAUGAUUUGCAAAGAGCUGUUGCUCUCGUUAAGAACGGUGUUUUAACUGAGCGUCAAGCAGCUGAACAAUUUGGAAUUCCAAAGUCUACAAUUAAUAGAAAGAGAAAUAAGAAAAAUUUGAAGCCUGUUGGGAGACCUUGUGUUUUAUCUACAAUAGAAGAAUCUAUGUUGUUGGACGGACUAGUUACAGCUGGGAAAUGGGGAUUCCCUUUGACAUCAAAAGACAUUGGUUUUAUUGUAAAAAAUUAUUUAGACACUGAAGGCCGUAAAGAACAAAGGUUUAAAGAUAAUUUACCAGGUCAAGACUGGCUAAAAUUGUUUUUACAUAGGCAUAAUGAUGUACUAACAGUUAAACUAUGUGAAAACAUAAAGCGAGCUCGGGUAGCAGAUCAUCCAUUUGAUGUGCCAGUGAUACUGGUCGGUAACAAAGUGGACCAACAGUAUGAUCGGAUGGUGACGUACGCCGAAGGUCGGAAACGGUGCCAGGAACUUGGGUGCGUGGCUUUUCAUGAGAUUUCAGUGAGGGAAGAUGUUGAUCAAGCAUAUGCAGUGUUUAAGGAAGCGUUCACAUGUUGGAAAUCAAUGUCUAAAAAUCCAAAACUAAAACGUUCUUCUUCUGAUCACGGUGCAGAAGCACUCUUCAAUUCAGCAUCUAGAUUCAUAAGUUGGCCGUUAGUGUUCGGCGACAGCGCGUGCAGUUCAUCAAAUCGUUCGGAAGACACUCCCGAGUUCCGUGCCAGGGCUUCGACGGAAGGACACAUCCGGUCGGGCGCGACGGCUUGCCGGUAUCUACCCACGUUGUCGGCCAGAGGAAGUAUUUGCUGCUACUUGAAAAAAUGA
Macrosiphum euphorbiae (potato aphid) is the source of this 1275-nucleotide messenger RNA. NCBI's taxonomy places the organism in Eukaryota, Metazoa, Arthropoda, Insecta, Hemiptera, Aphididae. The record is from the annotation of a GenBank genome assembly.